AAAGACAAAGACGUCAUCUUUAAGGCGAGGAAACAAGUUGGCUCCUUUUUGAGUGGUGGAUUGAUGGGGUUUUGAUCUUUUCGAGAGUUCUUUCCUUUCCCCCCUUUUUGUUUAAACUUUAAUGCAAUUCUCUGCAAAGAACCGUCUUUUUAUAUAGCAUCCCUCCCAGUGUUGAGUGGCCAUUCAGUCUUCUCCUCAACCGAAGGGAAACCCUUUCAUUUCCAGAAAACAUGGCUAAAAUCAGUUGGGCAAUUGGCUGGCUCAAAAUCUACUUCAUUGCCGUUUCCCUUUAUGGUUCUGCUGCUGCAAAAUUGAGAGACUCAGCUGCCCAGCAGCAGCUGGACAAGGUUUUGGAGCUACCAGGUCAGAACUUCGAAGUUAGCUUCGCCCAAUAUUCUGGGUAUUUGACAGUGAAUGAGAAGGCUGGGAGGGCUUUGUUCUACUGGUUCUUUGAAGCUGUUGAGGAUCCUGGGUCCAAGCCUCUUAUACUUUGGCUCAAUGGAGGACCUGGGUGUUCCUCCAUUGCUUAUGGUUUGGCUGAAGAGAUUGGCCCAUUUCAUGUGAAGCCAGAUGGUGCCUCCCUUUAUCUAAACCCAUUCUCCUGGAAUCAAGUUGCCAACAUUCUGUUCGUUGAUUCUCCAGCUGGAGUGGGGUUUUCAUAUUCUAACACAUCCUCAGAUAUGGUGACAAGUGGAGAUAAAAGGACUGCUGAGGACUCUCUAGAAUUUCUGAUCAACUGGUUUGAGCGCUUCCCACAGUAUAAAGGAAGGGACUUUUACAUUACUGGAGAGAGCUAUGCAGGGCAUUAUGUUCCUCAGCUAAGCCAAGCUGUUGUGUUGCAUAACAAAGCAACUAACUCCCAGACACUUAACCUUAAAGGCUUUAUGGUAUGGACUAAUUACCCCUUUUAAUGAAUGCCACAUGCUCUUUCUGAUCAUGAGCCACUUCUAGUGACGAUCAAUCUUGGAUUGCGUGAUGCAGGUGGGAAAUGCUUUGACAGAUGAUUACCACGACCAUUUGGGGGUCUUCCAGUUCUUGUGGUCAGCUGGAAUGAUCUCUGAUCAAACCUACAAGCAACUCAAUGAUGCUUGUGAUUCUGUUUCCUUCAUCCACCCUUCAAAGGCUUGCAUUCGGUAUCUUGAGAUCGCAGAUCAAGAAGUCGGACGCAUUGAUCCUUACAGUGCGUUCACCCCUCCCUGCACUCCCAAUAUCAGCCAGUCCACCCAGCUGCUGAAGAGAAGGCGUGUAAUCGGCACUGUUAGAGAGAAGUAUGAUCCUUGCACAGAGAAGCACUCUACAGCUUAUUUCAACCGGCCAGAGGUUCAGGAGGCUCUCCAUGUUCCAGCUGAACUUGCACCAUCAAAAUGGACGACUUGCAAUGACGUGAUAAAUGAGCAUUGGAACGAUUCUCCCAGCUCAGUGCUUGAUGUCUAUAAGGAACUCAUCGCUGCAGGGCUUCGCAUAUGGGUUUAUAGGUACUUCAAGAUCUUGUUUGUUUUGUCGAUUCCUGUUUUUUGAGAUUGACUAUGGUCCUAGAGGUGUCGUCAAAUGGGCAACUUGGGACGAGUUUGGGUUGCAGGUCAAUUGAGUCAUGCUAAUGGUCUCUUGCUUCCCAAAAGCAUAAACCUUUCAUCAUCUUAACCUUCAUUCUUCCAUUGUCAUGUAAACAGUGGCGACACUGAUACAGUCAUCCCAGUCACAUCCACUCGGUACUCAAUCGAUGCUCUUAAGCUUCCAACGGUGAAGCCUUGGCGCGCUUGGUACGAUGAUGGAGAGGUUGGAGGAUGGACUCAAGAAUAUGAUGGACUUACCUUCGUUGCUGUUCGUGGAGCUGGCCAUGAAGUUCCCCUGCACAAACCGAAACUAGCCCUCACAUUGGCCAAGUCUUUCUUAGCUGGAUCGUCGAUGCCAGCUGCUGCGCUCGAACUGGUCAGUGAUUCUUGAAGUCUCAGAAAUUAUUCAUAGGGAAAUGGAAGAACAAAUUUGUUUCCCCACUACUUCAUUCCUAAAGCCACAGGGAUUUAGACACUAGCUAGAGAGGAUGCUAUUUACUCACGAAUUGUACUUGAACUAGAAAUAAGAAGUUCAACCGAACUUCUCCUUACUUUUACACUAGAUCAAAUCGAACUGCAUCAACGUUUAACGUCUAUAUCAAAUCGGACAAAAUGAACAUGGUAAAUUGGUAAUAAUCGAAGACUUUAACGAUCACAAAAUGUUGCGUUUAAAUCAUGAAAGUCAGACUGUAAACAGUUUGGAUUGAGCUUAAUGCACAACAAUAGGCUUGUACAGAUGAUCAUCAUGUGUAAGAAAAAUGGACAACUACUUAUCAUUUUUCCUUUCUUUCAACAAUUUGUGCGCAAGAGACUUUUUUGUGUGAAAAAAGAUUAUUGAUAUGAACAUAAUUCCAACAAAUUGACUCCAUCAAGUUAAUCUUGUAAGUAGGUACAAGGAUUUUCUUUGCUAAAUUACCUCUUGAUUGGCGUUCAGUUUCAGCCUCGAGCCAGUGUUGUUCGAACUGGAUAUUGUAGAGUGUCUCCUCCAACUUCGUCAUCUCCUCCAUCAACGGCCAGAAAUGCUCAUUUCUGGCAUGUUCGUCGUGGAAAGUAUAGUGGGAGACAUGAACGUCGAAAUCGAUGGUCUCAUGGUACGGAGACUUAUUAGUGAAACAGAAGCGGUAAAUCCCUGUGUAGUAAACCACAAAUUCGUACUUCUCACUUAUCUUGUCUUUCAUUUCGUGGACGAGUAUCCCAUGUGGUGCUGUUAUGUUGAAAUCAACACCAUCCUGAGUGUAAUCCCAUACGGCAUCAGAUUUAAUGACGACGAACGAGACAUGGAACGUAUCUGCCUGAUCGACGUUAUGAGCGAAGCAUUCUUCUCUAUCGAUCACGAACCUUAAUCCGUUAGCUGUCUUCGAUCUCCAUAGUAAAACUAUUGUGAUUACUAUGGCGAAGGUGGUGAAAUGUUUGAAUGUUGAUGCCCAUCGAAUCGCACUCAUUGGAUCUGUUACUCUCACGAAUGAUGCGAAUCAGAGGAAAUUGAAACUAGGAGAGUUUGUCGAUUCUUUUUUCCAGAUCAGGAGUGAUUAAAGAUAGUAACUAUUUUCCUAUUUUCUUACAGAUUAUCUUAAAUGAAACUGAUUAAUAUAAUUUGAAUAAAGUAAUGUGAUUAUAAAUUUGAUUU
Messenger RNA from Linum tenue, 3180 nucleotides. The record is from the annotation of a GenBank genome assembly. Lineage: Eukaryota; Viridiplantae; Streptophyta; Magnoliopsida; Malpighiales; Linaceae.